Dentiscutata erythropus is the source of this 387-nucleotide messenger RNA. NCBI's taxonomy places the organism in Eukaryota, Fungi, Glomeromycota, Glomeromycetes, Diversisporales, Gigasporaceae. The record is from the annotation of a GenBank genome assembly.
AUGUCCCAAUGUACGAAUUUGGUGUCAAAAGUGACAUGUCAAUUUAAAGAAUCUUAUACUAGAAAAAAUAUUGCUGAUAAAAUAUACAAAAUACUUGAAGAGUUUGGAAUUGAAACUAAAAUUAUUGUAUUAACUACUGAUAAUGAUGCUAAUAUGAUUUCUACUGCAAAUUAUUUAUCAGAUAAGUUGAUUUUAAAUGAUUUUUGUCACUACAGAAAUAUAGCUCAUAUACUAAAUUUAGUAGUUUUAGCUGAUUUAAAUUCUUUAGCAGAUUCAAUUAAAAAAUUAAAAAAAUUAAUUAAAGUUAUUUGCAAAUUAACAAAAAAUUUUGAAGAUUUAAAAAAUAUUGUAACUUUGGAUGAAAAACCUUUUUUAGCUCCAAUUUAG